UCUACGUUUUGUGAUUUUAGCUAAGGUAAACACGAACCGACAAGUGCAUAAAAUACUCGAUGUUUUCUGUUAUUUCAAGAAUGAAAGGCCAUUUCAUCAACAUGGUAUCUUAUUAGAACAGUACUUUUCCAAAAUGAUCAACAAAUUUGAUUGAGAUCUAGAUAAUUAAAAAGCAAGUUAGAAUGAUAUCCAAAAGAUAUGACCACCUCCUGCGACUCUUGCUGGUCGGUGAAACUGGAGUUGGUAAAACAUGCCUACUGUGUAGGUUUGCAACAGAUGAUUUUAUGGAAUCUCAUAUUUCUACAAUAGGUAUAGAUUUUAAAAUGAAGACCAUUGAUUUAGAUGGAAAGGUAGUCAAGGUUCAGAUUUGGGAUACAGCAGGUCAGGAGAGGUUUGAGGCAAUCACUAAACAGUUCUAUAGAAGAGCACAGGGUAUUUUAUUAGUGUUUGAUAUAUGCAAUAGAAAAUCUUAUGAAGCAAUACCAAAAUGGCUUGAGAAUGUUAGACAGUUUUGUAAAGAGAAUGUUGUAGUAACUUUGAUUGGUAACAAAAGUGAUAGAGUAGAUGUCAGGCAGGUGACAGUACUAGAAGCACAAACUUUUGCUGAUGAAAAUAAUAUUAAUUUCUUUGAAGUCAGUGCCAAGCAUAAGAACAAUGUUGAAAAGCCUUUCCGUGAUAUUGUGUCAUGA
This is a messenger RNA of Ruditapes philippinarum (Manila clam), 689 nucleotides long. RefSeq names its product ras-related protein Rab-15-like. Lineage: Eukaryota; Metazoa; Mollusca; Bivalvia; Venerida; Veneridae. The transcript has 8 exons. Gene Ontology annotation, molecular function: GTP binding; GTPase activity. The record is from RefSeq and is a predicted model, not a curated record. The coding region runs from base 183 to 689 and encodes 168 amino acids.